Etheostoma cragini (Arkansas darter) is the source of this 788-nucleotide messenger RNA. It is a transcript of the gene vkorc1, whose product is annotated as vitamin K epoxide reductase complex, subunit 1. Gene Ontology annotation, biological process: peptidyl-glutamic acid carboxylation; vitamin K metabolic process. Bases 138 to 629 code for a protein of 163 amino acids. The record is from RefSeq and is a predicted model, not a curated record. The transcript is spliced from 3 exons. NCBI's taxonomy places the organism in Eukaryota, Metazoa, Chordata, Actinopteri, Perciformes, Percidae. Gene Ontology annotation, molecular function: vitamin-K-epoxide reductase (warfarin-sensitive) activity.
CGACACGUCACCGGUUUUGCAAGGAGGACAAUUUAGACCACUUUGAAGAAAACCGAAGUUUCUCCUCAUCUUUAAACCAGUUAGAGUUAUUUAACUCCAUCUGGCUGUGUCAUCAGUGUACGUGUCCCGAAAUAAACAUGGCGUUGCCGAAAUGGGAGAGAAAAGCGCGCACAUUUCUCUGCGUUUUGGGUUUGUUUUUGUCUGUGUAUGCACUUCACGUCGAGCUGUCCCGAGAGAGAGACCCUGAUUACAGGGCGAUGUGUGACCUCGGAGAGUCUGUGAGCUGCUCCAAAGUUUUUACUUCCAGAUGGGGACGUGGUUUUGGUUUGGUCCAGUUCUUUGCUGCCAAAGAUAGCCUUCUGAACCAACCCAACAGUGUCCUUGGCAUCAUAUUUUACACUCUGCAAAUGGGCCUCGGACUGUCUCUGUCCAAAAAAGCAGCAAUGUUGUUGGUCUUCUCGUCCUGGGUGUCUGUGGCCGGCUCUCUUUAUCUUGCAUCUAUUCUUGCCUUUGUUCUGGGGGAUUUCUGCAUGGUGUGUGUGUCAACAUACGUCGUCAACUUUGCGUUGCUCUUCACCAACCAGAAACGUAGGAAAGCGAUUGAAUCAAUGAAGGAAAAGGCUGGAUAGAAAGUGAUACUUCAACACCUUUUUUGUGUGGAGCUGAAGCCGAGCUUGAUCUAAUAAAAAAAGAAAAGAAAAAAAGACUAUUCUCUACCACAGUACUUAUGCAUUGUUUACACCUUGGAAGACUUUUCAGAUAAACAGGGCUAGAUCAGAAGAUCUAUA